Molecule: messenger RNA, 6313 nt
Organism: Aspergillus costaricaensis CBS 115574
Lineage: Eukaryota; Fungi; Ascomycota; Eurotiomycetes; Eurotiales; Aspergillaceae
Product: DNA polymerase epsilon catalytic subunit POL2
Exons: 2
Coding region: 322-6096 (1924 amino acids)
Biological process (GO): DNA replication proofreading; DNA replication; base-excision repair, gap-filling
Cellular component (GO): nucleus; epsilon DNA polymerase complex
Molecular function (GO): DNA-directed DNA polymerase activity; single-stranded DNA 3'-5' DNA exonuclease activity; zinc ion binding
Source: RefSeq, a predicted model, not a curated record
AGCGCAAAUGCUGGGUUUGACCUUUUUGACGAUGAACUUAUUAAUGAAUCACGAUCUAAUGCUACUAUGAACGCGAGCGACUUCAUUAUUGAUAUUCGAGAAUAUGAUGUUCCUUAUCAUGUUCGAGUCUCAAUUGACAAGGACAUCCGAAUAGGAAAAUGGUACACAGUAGAGGCAAAACACGGCAUUAUCUCAUUGACCUGCAUAGAAGAACGACUCACGCGAGCCGACCCUGUCGUUCUAGCCUUCGAUAUUGAAACAACCAAGCUACCGCUGAAAUUUCCCGACUCCGUGAUUGACCAAAUCAUGAUGAUAUCCUACAUGAUCGACGGGCAAGGAUUUCUAAUCACCAACCGUGAGAUCGUAUCCGAAGACAUCAAUGAUUUCGAAUACACGCCCAAGCCAGAGUACAGUGGUCCUUUCAUGAUCUUCAACGAACCCGACGAACGCGGUGUUCUAGAGCGAUUCUUCGAACAUAUCAAAGAAGCGAAGCCUACUGUCAUUGCUACCUAUAACGGUGACUUUUUCGAUUGGCCUUUCGUGGAAGCUAGGGCUAGCGUUCUCGGCAUCGACAUGUACAGAGAGAUCGGUUUCCGCAAGAACAGCGAGGAUAUCUACCAAAGUGACCACUGUGUUCACAUGGAUUGCUUCGCCUGGGUGAACCGUGAUAGUUAUUUACCCCAGGGAAGUCGCGGUUUGAAAGCUGUUACUGUCGCAAAACUUGGAUACGAUCCCGACGAACUCGACCCAGAGCUGAUGACUCCGUACGCAAGCGAACGCCCUCAGACCCUGGCAGAAUAUUCUGUUUCCGAUGCCGUCGCCACAUACUACCUCUACAUGAAAUAUGUCCAUCCUUUCAUCUUCUCCCUGUGUACUAUUCUUCCUAUCAAUCCCGACGACACGCUGAGAAAGGGAACUGGAACUCUAUGUGAGAUGCUGCUCAUGGUGCAGGCGUACCAAGGAAACAUCGUCCUGCCCAACAAGCACAAAGACCCCCCGGAGUCUUUCUAUGAAGGACAUCUACUCGAAUCAGAAACUUAUGUCGGAGGACACGUCGAGAGUAUUGAAGCUGGUGUGUUUCGAAGCGAUAUCCCUGUUACGUUCAACGUGCAACCUUCGGCGAUAGACGAGCUCCUCCGGGAUCUGGAUGCCGCGUUGAAGUUCAGUAUCGAGGUAGAAGAGAAGAAGUCGAUGGACGAUGUUACGAACUACGAGGAAGUUAAGAAGCAAAUUGCGGACAAGUUGAUUGACCUCAAAGAGAGACCACACAGGGAUGAAGUGCCCUUCAUCUAUCACUUGGACGUUGCAUCUAUGUAUCCGAACAUCAUGAUCACCAAUCGACUGCAGCCUGACUCCAUGAUUCAAGAGUCGAACUGUGCCGCUUGUGACUUCAACCGACCCGGAAAGUCAUGCGAUAGGCGAAUGCCAUGGGCAUGGAGAGGUGAAUUCCUUCCGGCCAAGCGUGACGAGUACAACAUGAUUCGUCAGGCUGUGGCAAAUGAGAGGUUCCCUGGAAAGCACAAGAAUAGCCCGAUGAGGUCCUUCGGUGAUAUGAGCAUCGAAGAGCAAGCCGGCAUCGUCAAAAAGCGACUACAGGAUUACAGCAAAAAGAUUUACCACAAGAUUCACGACAGCAAAACAAUGGUUAGGGAGGCCAUCAUUUGUCAACGAGAGAAUCCAUUCUAUGUCGACACUGUCCGCAGUUUCCGUGACCGAAGAUACGAUUUCAAGGGAAAGCAGAAGGUCUGGAAAGGCAAGACUGAUGCUCUCAAAUCUUCAGGCGCGUCAGCUGCGGAGGUGGAAGAGGCCAAAAAGAUGAUCGUCCUCUAUGAUUCCUUGCAGCUUGCCCACAAAGUCAUUCUUAACAGUUUCUAUGGUUAUGUCAUGAGAAAAGGAUCUCGAUGGUAUUCUAUGGAAAUGGCUGGUGUUACGUGUCUGACUGGUGCUCGCAUCAUUCAGAUGGCAAGAGAGCUAGUAGAACGCAUCGGGCGACCUCUGGAGCUCGACACUGACGGUAUCUGGUGUAUGUUGCCGGGCUCAUUCCCCGAGAACUUUUCAUUUACCCUGAAAAACGGCAAGAAGCUGGGUAUCUCAUAUCCGUGUGUCAUGCUGAACCACCUCGUCCACGGAAGCUACACAAAUCAUCAGUACCAGACUCUGGUCGACCCUGCUACAUUCAGAUACGACAAAAACAGUGAGAACUCUAUCUUCUUCGAAGUCGAUGGUCCGUACAGAGCCAUGAUCUUGCCAACCUCAAAGGAGGAAGACAAGAACUUGAAGAAACGUUAUGCAGUAUUCAACCAUGACGGCUCCCUGGCGGAACUGAAGGGUUUCGAGGUCAAACGUCGUGGAGAGCUGAAACUGAUCAAGAUUUUCCAAACUCAAAUCUUCCGAUUCUUCCUGGAAGGCACAAAUCUUACUGAGACGUAUGCUGCAGUGGCUAAGGUGGCUGACCGAUGGUUGGAUGUACUUUACGAGCACGGUGCAACUUUGGCCGACGAAGAACUUAUUGAUCUCAUUUCGGAGAACAGGAGCAUGACGAAGACACUUGAAGAGUAUGGAAACCAGAAGUCAACGUCUAUCACAACUGCGCGGCGUCUGGCAGAGUUCCUGGGUGAGCAGAUGGUGAAGGACAAGGGCUUGAACUGCAAAUACAUCAUUUCAUCCAAGCCACGGAACACGCCUGUCACCGAACGAGCCAUUCCAGUGGCGAUCUUCUCUGCUGAGGAGAACGUGAAGCGUUUCUUCUUGCGCAAAUGGCUUAAAGAUGACCCCGGCGAUAUGGAUCCUCGUACUGUGAUUGACUGGGACUACUAUCUUGAGCGUCUGGGCUCCGUUGUGCAGAAGCUCAUUACCAUCCCCGCUGCGUUGCAGAAGAUCCGUAACCCGGUUCCUCGAGUUGCUCACCCCGACUGGCUGCAACGGCGGAUCAACACCAAGGAUGACAGGUUCAAGCAAACGAAGAUGACAGACAUGUUCAUCAAGUCCGAUAAGCAAGAAAAGAAUCCAUUGACAGAUAUCUCGACGAAUAUUCUUGACCAUCGUGUCCAACAUACAGGUGAUCUGGAUGAAGCCCUUGCAAGCUCUACACAAAAGCUGAAGCCAUCAUCCGAAACUAAGGUCUCCCAAAAGCGAAAGCAUCCGGAAGGUCUGUCGAAGACCUCUCUUGAUCCUUUCGCCACCCUCCCCGCGAAGAUGCCGUCAAUGGCGGAUGAUUACGUUGGCUUCCUGAAAUACCAGAAGCAGAAGUGGAAGAUACAGAAACAAGCCCGAAUUCGUCGUCGUCAACUUUUCGGUGAAAGGGCAAACGCAGGUGGCGAUUCAUUGAGCAAUCUGUUCAGAAACCAAGCCGAGUUAUUAUACAUCAACACCUGGCAAAUUUUGCAGCUUUCCGAGACAGGAAGGCCUGGCAUUGUGCGAGCGUUUGUGCUGAUCGACCGAAAGAUCCAUGCUCUCACAGUCAAGGUGCCCCGGCAAAUUUACGUCAAUCUCAAACAGGACUCACUUCCUGAUGUUGACGUGCCGGACUGCGAGGUUGAAAAGGUCAACCACACACUGCCCAACGGUCAUCCUUCGGUCCAUCUGUUCAAGUUAACAUUGUCGGAAGAGACGUAUCUCCGCGAAGCGGACAAGAUCGAUGUUCUCUUCCAGCACCCUAGCGUUGAGGGCGUUUAUGAGAAGAACAUCCCUCUCAACAUCCGGGCAGUUCUUAAGCUGGGUAGCAUUUGUACUUUCGAUGAGGAGCAACGGGGUGUUCUCGGAGAAGGCCUGGACCGCGGCUUUGACCUUUCGACUCUAUGCCGGACAACCACAGAGCAACCGUAUCUUCUGGACUCGCCACUUGCCUUCCAUUACCUCUAUCAUGUCGCAUCUGGGGACAGGCAGAUUUUCGCCCUUUUCUCCAGCACGAAGAAUGAGGCACAUGUCGUGAUUUUGAACCGCACGCGGGAUGUUCAGGGUCUUCCGAACCUCGAUAAGAUCUAUUCUGAACUUCUCGCGCGAAGAGUGCAAACCAUGGAAGGAGACCAGUCACAGGCUGCUUUCGAAUAUCAGGACAAGAUCCAUUUCAGGACCACACAGGUGACUACUAGGAGAAAGGCUCACCUGGAGGUUGGAGACUUGAUCAAGAAGUUCAAGUCCGAAGAGACCAUGCCCGCUGUUAUGGUAAUCCAGUCACAACAACGGAAGCGUCUGUGCCAUGAUAUUCCGAUCCUUCGAGAGUACCCUACACUGCCGGUCAAACCGGAAGUGUCAGAUAUGGAUCUCCCACCUCUAGGAUGGCAGUCCUUCAUUGCCAGACGAUUGGUCACUCACUACCUCUAUCUCUCCGCCUGGAUUCAACACUUGACAUUGCUUGCUAGAUACGGUGACGUUCCUCUUUGCAACUUGGAGAACGAUGACCCUCGCUUCCUCAUCGAUAUCUCGUAUGCCAGACGGCUCCAACAGAACAACGUUGUGCUCUGGUGGUCUUCGAACCCACGGCCCGAUCAUGCGGGGUACGAGAAGGACGAUAUCUCUGGCCCUCUUGAGAAGGUCUCCAUGCCAUCGGUGAACGUUCCAAGCGCGUAUACCACGGUAUGCAUUGAGUUAGAAGUUCGUAAUCUGGCAAUCAACACAAUUUUGACAUCGUCCAUCAUUAACGAGAUGGAGGGUGCGGAUACACUCCUGGCUUCGUCCGGUCAAUCCGCAGACCCUAACGGAGGUGGUGUCUUGUACUCCGAAAAGGCAUUCGCUUCAGCCGGCGCUGUUGUGUUGCGUGAGAUGGUCAAGCACUGGUGGACUGAGGCUUGCGACGGAAACAGCAUGGCUGAUAUUAUGGUGCAGCAUUUGAUCCGAUGGGUAGAGAGUCCGGUCUCAUGUCUCUAUGAUCGGUCCUUGCAUCACUACGUGCGGAUGCUGUCACGGAAAUCUUUCCAGCGCCUGAUGGCUGAAUUUAGGCGCGUUGGGUCAAAUGUCAUCUUUGCUAGCUCCACCCGUCUCUUGCUCCAGACCUCCAAAACGGAGGUGGGCAAUGCCUACGCAUACAGUCAGUACGUGCUAAAGUCCAUCCGAGCCAACCCCUCGUUUCAUUUCAUCGACCUCGAGAUCAAGGAGUACUGGGACUACCUGCUUUGGUACGACGAAUAUAACUACGGUGGCAAAGGUUGCCAAGAAGUCGUCGAGUCCGAUGAACAAGAGUUGGAAACCGUCAUGCACUGGCAACUCAACCGUACACUGCCCACGCCCAUGCAAAGUAUUUUCCAUGACUGGGUUGUGGAGUAUAUCGAACUCAUGCACGGUCUCAAACGGCCGGACACAAACGACUCUACACCUCGAUUGACGCAGAUUCCAAUUGGACGCCCCAGUGACGAGGAUAGCCAGGAAGCCUCGGCUGCCCUUGCAGAGAAAUUCUCGAAGCCACUGAAGAAGCAAAUCACUGGCCUCAUUCGCCGGCAGCGUGACGAGCUCCUACAUCCGGAGUUGGCCUCUGAUUACAUCUUCCCUGUCCUUCCUGGUGUAUUGUCGGACCCUAAUGAAGAGAAGCGCAACCCUGUGUUGGAACUCGUGAAACUACUCAUGCAAGUCCUUAGUCUGUCAAAGUUGACCACUAUGGAGACCCGGUUACUGCGUCGCGAAUUGCUAGCCCUGUUCGAAGUGCGCGAGUUCAGCAAGGAAGGCCGCUUCGAGAACCCCGGCGCGAGCCUCAAAAUCCCAGAACUCACCUGCGGCUCAUGCUGCCUGAUCCGAGAUCUGGAUUUGUGUCGGGACGAAGAUGUACUGCCCGAGCCCGGAGUUGACGCCAGUAAGAGCUCGACCAAGCCAUGGCGCUGUCCGUUCUGCCAAACGGAAUACGACCGGUUGGCACAGGAAGAGAUCUUGAUUGGUCAAAUUCAGGGGUACAUUGUCGGGUGGCAAACACAGGACCUGAAGUGCUCGAAAUGUGGAACGCUGAAGGUCAGUGACUUCAUGGAGCACUGCUCUUGUAGUGGAGUGUGGGUGGAAACGAUGGAUCGGAAGGAGAUUGAGAGGAAGCUGCACAUCUUGAACAGCGUAGCCAAGUUCCACGGGCUGAAGCUGCUGGAGAGUGUUGUGGGAGAAGUGCUUGCACAGAUGUGAACAUGUGUUUGUUCUUGCAUGAUUGCUUGUUGUCGUUUUGAGCGUUGAUGGUUGGUGGCUAUACCCGCGGUAACUCUUCUACACUUCGGUUUCGAUAUAUACAUGCGGCCGGGGGCAACAUUGGAUAGGCGUUAGGGAAGGGAUUGAGGGUCAUUUAAAUGGCGUACAUAGCAUUGUUAUUAUCUUGACUCCAUUCAAUACAUAGUGUAUGCAUAAU